GUCCAUAUGUUCUGAUUGGCUGUGAUAAUGACUGUGAGAAGAAAGUAAAGCGAAAAGAUCUCCAGAAGCACAUGGCAACUGAGUGUUUGCUUCGCAAAAUUCCUUGUGAUUAUUGUAAUGAGGCAGUUUUGUGGAAUGGAUUGGAGCAACAUUUUGAAAACUGCAUCAAGUAUCCACAGCAAUGUGAAAAGUGUAGAGAGGAAGGUACAGAGAGAGGCAAGGGUCUUCAAUCUUCAUUCUUCAAACAGCAAAGAGAUAUAGAGGAACUGAGGAAUUGUGUAACUUUGCUUAGUAACGAAGUGUGUUAUCUGAAACAUCAACAGAAGGAGAUAAAGGACGCACAAAUGAUACUUGAGACACCACUGCAAGCACAAGAAAUCAGGUUGACAAGGCAAUUAGGUGAGAUAUACAACUGGAAGAUAGAAAACAUUGGACACUGUUUCCAAGAUGCUAUCAAUGGAGGAAGGACAGCAAAGUAUAGCCCUCCAUUUUACACUAGUAUGGAUGGUGGGUACAAGUUGCGCAUGCGAAUUCACUUGAAUGGUGUGGAUGAUGGCAUUGGUAAACACGUGGCAUUGUUCCUUCAUUUGAUGGAAGGCCAUUAUGAUGCAAUCUUGGAUUGGCCAUUGGUGAGAAAGUUCAGAAUGUCCAUCUUGGAUCAAUCAGAAGACAAAGAAGUACGUCAUGAUAUCAGUGAAACCCUGGUCAGUAAUCCUCAAUGGCAAGCAUGUCAAAGACCACCAGACAACUAUUGUCGUGGAUUUGGUUACCCAAAAUUUGCUCCUCUUGAGCAGAUUUUUCAGCCACAGUACACCAAGAAUGAUACUCUGUUGGUGAAGUUUGAGAUGAUUGGUUAGUCCAGCUCUACCAUGACUUGCUUGUAAUCUUUAAAACAUUUCCACAUUUGUAGGAAGAUUAUAACUGAACUCUGCUAGCUUUGUGGGUUAUUUGUUGAUAAUUAGUUGGUGACUUGUGAUUUGAUAUACUUGUAUGUCAGUUCUACAUCCCUAACUGAUCACUUUUGUUAUAAUUCCAGUCAUCAGUAUAAUGAUGUAGUGAUGUAAAAAAGUUGCAUAGUGCAAGAUGUUGGUGCAAAAGAAAGUUAGUUUUUAAAAUGGUCCUGUAAUUGUUUUCCGUUGGUUUAUACCUACUUUUUUAAUGUAACUUGAGCAUGUGCUUGCAUUGCAACUAAAAUUGGUUGAAAUCAAAGAAGAACAUGUUGGGGCCUGGAGGAGGCCCCUUACAGUUGAUGUUGCACACGACAAUUGAGCUUUGACUGCUUGUAGCAUUACAAUCAUGAUUCUUUCACUGUAAGGUUCAGUAAAACAAGGAAUUUUGUCAAGUUACCUAUAUCAGAGCUUUCCUCUUGAAAGAGUUGCCGUAGAGAUCAAGCUUUAACUUGAAGUGUUGGUAACAGCCAAGAACAUUUUGCCAUUCUACAUAUGUAAAGCACUUAGUAUUUAGGAUUCAAUUUAACUGAAAAUUUUAGUGCUAAAUAAAUGGCUUUAUCUUUC
Stylophora pistillata is the source of this 1514-nucleotide messenger RNA. RefSeq names its product TNF receptor-associated factor 6. Lineage: Eukaryota; Metazoa; Cnidaria; Anthozoa; Scleractinia; Pocilloporidae. Gene Ontology annotation, biological process: regulation of canonical NF-kappaB signal transduction; innate immune response; regulation of apoptotic process. The record is from RefSeq and is a predicted model, not a curated record. Gene Ontology annotation, cellular component: plasma membrane signaling receptor complex. Gene Ontology annotation, molecular function: ubiquitin protein ligase activity; zinc ion binding; protein binding.